AAAUUAUUGGAACUGAAACAAGGCUUCAGAUGGCGUUAACAAUUUGCUCUUCGCUUUGGACUGCAAUGGCAUGAGGCUCACAGGUUUCUGCUGAAUCGAUUGGCAAGCAAGGCAUGAGUGAUUACUAAAAGCUAUAAAGCACUGUGUAGUGAUUGCUAUUUCUUGAAUGGCGGGAACUGGAUUUUGUUCAACGGCACCGACGCCAUUGGUUAGGUCGUGGAGGACUUCCUUUUUGACGCUGAGGGAUGAAACCCUAACUAUCCCUUUGCGUAAUUCUACGGCUCAAAUGCUUGAUAAUCUCAUUUUCUCCCAUUCUAACUCUUUGGUGUCUGCCGCUCUUGAACUUCCUUCUCACGAGGUUUUUUCGGACAUUUUGUUUAUGAUGGAUUUGGUUGCUGCGACCUCUUUUGAGGAAAAAGAGUGUACUCAUAUCUAUACACAGACAUCACGCUUGAUUCAUGAUAUAUGUCGCCGGGUUUCGUUCGAUAUAAAUUUCUCCUCGUUUAGUAAUAUUCUCAGUUGUUUCGGGAAGAUUUUUCAUCUUUUUCUUGCAAAAAUAGCUACUGGGGACGAGUUAACCGGAAUUUACUGUACUGCUGCAAUGGUUCCCGCUAUCGAGUGCUUACAGUCUAUCAGAUGCAUUAUUACUUUAUCUCAUCGAAGAUGGUUGCAGUCUGAAGAUACUAUACUGGUUAAAUUUCUACUUGAUGUAAUUGUUAGCUCUCAUGGUAUGUCAUGUUGGAUACCUCGUUCAGUGUGUAAAGAAAAAUCUACUGCAAUUAAUACGAGAUUUUCCACGGAAAGAAGUUCAAGCGAAUUACAGACAUUGGCUUUUGAGAUGCUUAGUGAAGCAAUCUCAAGAGCUGGGUCAUCCUUCCCAGUUGAUAUCUGGAGAUCAAUUCUUGAGGUUUUCAGAAAAACAAUGGAUGUCUUGGCAUUAAAAACCCCAGUUGUGGAAGAUAGUGUUAUGUCCAGGUUUUAUGAAUCUUUUAUGUGCUGUCUGCAUCUGAUCCUUGUUGAUCCUAAAUGUUCUAUUUCCGAUCAUGUGUCAGUUUUUGUUUCUGUUCUGCGAAUGUUCUUAAUUUAUGGCCUUUCUGGUAGAGCACCAGGUGGUAGUCUUUUGCUUGUUGGUCAUGAGGAGAAGGCGCCAAAUAAUAUGAGUCCCAGGGCAAGCUCGAUACAACUGAACAAAUCAGAUCAUGGCACAUAUAGGCCUCCACACUUGCGCAAAAGGGACUGCUUAAAUGUGAAGCACAAUAGAGCUGGGCAUUCCCAAUAUAUCUCAGAUAAUGAAUCUUCUAUUAUUCUUACAUCUUCAGAUUCAGAUUUUAGUGAUGGAGAUGGAUCAGCUAAGGAUAGUGGCAGAGUGAAGAACUCUAGGAUUAGAGUAGCCGCCAUAACUUGCAUACAGGAUCUUUGUCAAGCUGAUUCUAAAUCUUUAUCCAUGCAAUGGUCCUUGCUUUUGCCAACGAGUGAUGUACUACAACCUAGGAUGUGUGAUGCAACUUUAAUGACAUGCUUGCUAUUUGAUCCUUGUUUAAAGGCACGUAUGGCAUCUGCAUCCACGCUACUGGUCAUGUUGGAUGGUCUCUCUGCUACUUUCUUGCAAGUAGCAGAAUAUAAGGAAUCUAGCAAAUUUGGAUCUUUUAUGGCACUUUCAAGCUCCCUUGGGAAGAUUUUACUGGAACUUCAUAGAGGUGUUCUUUACUUAAUAGAGCAUGAAGCUUAUCAUAAAUUGCUGGUUUUGUUAUUCAAGAUGUUCAGGCUUGUGAUAUUAUCUACACCAUACUCCCGAAUGCCACCAAAUUUGUUGCCUACUGUUGUUACAUGUCUUAGGACAAGGAUUGAAGAAGGGUUUCAGUUGAAAAGUGACCAGAAUAGUUUGUUGGCGGCUGCUAUUGGUUGCUUGACAUUAGCUUUGUCUACCUCACCGUCUUCUGCUCAUAUAAAAAAGAUGCUUUAUGAUGAGGUUUCUUCAGGUUAUAUUGAGACUGGAAAGAAGUCAGGUGUUCUGUCUAUGUUAUUUGAAUAUUCAAUGCAACGGAGUUGUCCAACCAUUUGCCUUGAGGCCCUUCAGGCACUUAAAGCUAUAUCCCACAAUUAUCCUAACGUAGUGACUGCAUGUUGGGAACAAGUUUCUGCUAUUGUGUAUGGCUUCCUUAGCGCUGUAUGCCUUGAAAUUCCUUCCUGGCAGUCAAGUGAACAUGUUGGUAGUCCUACUUCAUUUAUUAGUGAAAAAGUUCUUGUCACUGCUAUUAAGGUUCUAGAUGAGUGUCUUCGGGCAGCAUCUGGGUUUCAAGGAACGGAAGAUCUUUCAGAUGAUAAAUUGGUGGGUUUUCCUUUUGCAUCUGAUUGCAUAAGGAUGAAGAAAGUGUCAUCUGCUCCCUCAUAUGAGCUAGAAUGCAAAGAUGACAAUAUUGUCAACUUUGAAACUUAUGAAUCUGGCAUUCAGCAAUGGUGUGAGACAAUUGAGAAGCAUAUGCCUCUUAUCUUGUAUCACUCUUUGGCAAUGGUGAGAGCUGCAUCAAUUACGUGUUUUGCGGGUAUGACUUCUUCUGUGUUCAUCUCUUUCACUAAGGAGAAGCAAGACUUCAUUUUAUCUUCCUUAGUGCAUGCUGCUAUACAUGAUAAUGUGCCAUCAGUGAGAUCUGCUGCCUGUCGGGCCAUUGGUGUCAUUUCAUGUUUUCCACAAGUGUGUCAAAGUGCAGAGGUACUUGACAAGUUUAUCCAUGCUGUUGAGAUUAACACUCAUGAUGCCCUAAUCUCAGUUAGGAUAACAGCUUCGUGGGCAUUGGCAAAUAUAUGUGAUGCUAUUUGUCACUCGGUCAGAAUCCUUCCCUUUGGACAGAUGGAUUCAAACUCUAACCCCCAGCUGAUUGUAUCGUUGAGUGAAUGUGCUUUGCAUCUUACCGAGGACGGAGACAAGGUUAAAUCUAAUGCUGUAAGGGCUCUGGGGUAUAUUUCAAGAAUCUUUAAAUGUCCAACAUCAAAAUUUCAAGACAUGUCAGUGGACUACCGUGACCAGAAGAUUGGUGCCCAUCUCACUAGUGAGAAUCUACUGGUGUGUCCACAGCAUUGUGCAUCGGAUUCCUGGCACGAUUUUCAUAGGCUAGAGAGAAUAGUUAAGGCAUUUCUUUCUUGCAUUACUACGGGGAAUGUUAAGGUCCAGUGGAAUGUUUGUCAUGCUCUAGGCAACCUAUUCCUCAAUGAGACAUUGAGGCUGCAAGAUAUGGGCUGGUCUCCAGAUGUGUUUGGUAUUCUUCUGCAACUAUUACGUGAUUCAUCAAAUUUUAAAAUCAGGAUACUAGCUGCUGCAGCAUUGGCUGUGCCAGCGUCUGUGCAAGAUUAUGGUCAAUCCUUCUCAGAUAUUUUGCAUUCUGUUGAGCAUGUAAUGGAGAAUAUAGAUGAAGACCAAAUUUCAAGCCCAUCAAAUUUCAAGUACAGGGUGUCAUUUCAAAAACAGCUUACCAUGACAAUGUUACACAUUCUACGCUUUACCUCGAGCACAAAUGAUCAACAGCUGAAAGAUUUUCUAGUGAAGAAAGCAUCGAUCCUUGAAGAUUGGCUCAAGGGAUUAUGCUCAUCUGGUGAGAGCAUGGUUGAUGUUCAAGAUAAGUCCGUUGCAGACCGAAAAAAAGUAAUGAUAUCCAGCGCAAUACAGUCGUUAAUAGAAGUGUACGAAGAAAAACAACAGGAUGCAAUCGCUCAGAAGUUUGAGGAAUUGAAGAAUAAUAUAUGAAGGUGCAAAUGAAGGGCCAUGGGAGCCUUUUUAUCGUGAGCACUUGUUUCAGGUUUUGGGAAUGAUUAUUGUUACACGGCAUACACUUUAUGUAAUAAUGAAGAUCAAGACCUUUUACUAUGCUAGACUUCGAAAAUAUAAAUCUGAGUUGUUAGAUAUAAGC
This is a messenger RNA of Abrus precatorius (Indian licorice), 3902 nucleotides long. RefSeq names its product HEAT repeat-containing protein 6. The transcript has 28 exons. Bases 167 to 3739 code for a protein of 1190 amino acids. The record is from RefSeq and is a predicted model, not a curated record. NCBI's taxonomy places the organism in Eukaryota, Viridiplantae, Streptophyta, Magnoliopsida, Fabales, Fabaceae.